AUGGAGUUGUCCGGGGGCCCUGGUAUGGCAGGGCCCAGCAACGUCCCUGCUUUCCUGACCAAGCUGUGGACCCUAGUGAGCGAUCCGGAAACAGACGCGCUAAUCUGCUGGAGCCCGAGUGGGAAUAGCUUCCAUGUUUUUGACCAAGGCCAGUUUGCCAAGGAGGUGCUGCCAAAGUACUUCAAGCACAACAACAUGGCCAGCUUCGUUCGGCAACUCAAUAUGUAUGGUUUUCGGAAGGUUGUCCACAUUGAACAAGGGGGCCUUGUAAAGCCGGAGAAAGAUGACACAGAAUUUCAGCACCCAUACUUUAUCCGGGGCCAGGAGCAGCUCCUAGAGAACAUCAAGAGGAAAGUGACCAGUGUCUCCAGUAUAAAGCAUGAGGAUAUAAAGGUCCGACAGGACAAUGUCACCAAGCUGUUAACAGAUGUUCAGAUGAUGAAGGGCAAACAGGAGAGUAUGGACUCAAAGCUCAUGGCCAUGAAACAUGAGAAUGAAGCCCUAUGGAGAGAGGUGGCCAGUCUUCGGCAGAAGCACGCCCAACAGCAAAAAGUAGUCAACAAGCUGAUCCAGUUCCUAAUUUCUCUGGUCCAGUCCAACCGUAUCCUGGGGGUGAAGAGGAAGAUCCCCCUGAUGUUAAAUGACAGCAGCUCGGCACAUUCCAUGCCCAAGUACAGCCGCCAGUACUCCUUAGAGCACGUCCACGGCUCCUCUCCUUACACGGCUUCUUCCCCAACCUAUAGUGGCUCCAACCUAUACUCCUCAGACUCGGCAGCCAAUAGUGGACCCAUCAUUUCAGAUGUCACAGAGCUGGCCCAGUCCAGCCCCUCGGCCUCCCCCAGUGGCAGCGUGGAUGAGAGGAUCAGCCCAAUGAUACGAAUCAAGGAGGAGCCUCCCAGCCCACCACGAAGCCCCCAGAUCGAGGAGAUCAGCCCGAGCCACCCCCCCUCGGUGGUGGAGACGCCCCUGUCCCCUUGCACCUUCAUCGACUCCAUUCUUCAGGAGAGUGAGCCCAGCACUGCCGCCUCUGUCUCUGGCACGGUGGGGGGGGCCAUCUCCCCUCCACCCCCUGGCCCCCUCCAGACUCCUGAGAAGUGCCUCAGCGUGGCCUGCCUCGACAAUUUGACUCGCACUCCACAGAUGUCUGAGGUCAGCCGCCUCUUCCCCAGCCCUGCCUCUUCCUCUCUGCAUUGCCGAUCACAGCCAGGAAAUGAGCUUAGUGAGCACCUGGAUACCAUGGACUCCAACCUGGACAACCUACAGACCAUGCUAACCACCCACGGCUUCAGUGUAGAUACCAGCGCCCUCCUAGAUCUCUUUAGCCCCUCAAUGUCUGUGACAGACAUGAGCCUGCCUGACCUGGACAGCAGCCUGGCCAGUCCCCUCACUCCCCACCCCCUACAGAUCCAGGAUCUCCUCUCCUCCCAGGAGCAACCAAAGCCUCUGGAGACUGAGACAGGUGGUGCAGACUCAGGGAAGCAGCUGGUGCACUACACAGCCCAGCCCUUGUUCCUGGUAGACUCCAGCACUUUGGAUACAACAGGGAAUGACCUGCCUAUCUUCUUCGAACUGGGGGAGGGGCCUUACUUCUCGGAGGGGGAUGACUACAGUGAUGAUCCCACCAUCUCCCUGCUGUCUGGCUCUGAGCCCACCAAGGCCAAGGACCCUGCCGUCUCCUAAGGCCCCUCUUCCUCUGGGAGGGGGAUGAUCCAGGCAUCAGGGUCCCUCUCCCUCCCUUGCCAGCCUUCCUGAGGGUGGGAGAGGGACACUGUCCCUUGUGUUUGUGCUCAGAGAAGUUGCCAGAAAUCUAAAUUGGGGCCAGACAAGCCUGGUGGAGGGAACCUGGCAACAGAUAGGACCCAGGCCAUAAUUAAGGGGCCACCCAUCUGAGCAAGGGGAGAGUGUGCACCCAAGGGGCUGUUCUGGACAGAGCUUGGUAUAAUGGAGGCAGCCCCAGGUGAGCAGAGGUCAACAGGAGAAAGGACCCGACCCCAACACCAUGCAUGCCAUGGGGUGGGAUCCUGCCCAUCACCUCUCACAUUUUCCUGUGGCUCCACUGGGCAGCAACUCAGGCUUGCCCCACUCCCCAUCCCUGGCUCCGUAUGUUCUCCUGUUGGUUGGUUUGGGGUUUUCUCGGUUACACUUUGUACUGACCCCGCUGAUUGUUGAUAGAAUUGUAUUUUGGAUUUUUACACGAGAGAAGUUUCUACUUCUCCCCCUAUAUAGAGAAUAUAUAUAUAUAAUAUAUAUAUAUAUAUAUAUAUAUAUAUAUAUAUACACAUACAUACAUACAUACAUAUAUAUAUAUAUAUGAAGACAGACAUCUAUAAACAGAGAGGCUAUAUGGUUGUGGUUUCUCAGCUAAUGGGGACUGUUAUCCCUGGCAUUCAGGGGAGAGUUACACUGAAUUUGGAUUGUGUUGAGGCUGCUAAGUUGAUUUCUGUAUUUGAGGAGGGAGGUCAGGAAGGAAAAGAGGCAGCAGGAGCUGGCCUCUGGGCUGGGGACCAUACCCAAAUGAAGGGGCCCUCUGUUGAGCAGGGGAAGCUGCCGAGUCCUUAUGGAUUUGUCUGUGCUCCCUUUGUAGUGGGGUGUUUGAAGGGGUGACCUAGGACCCUCCCACCCCAGGAUUAUACAGUUUAGAACAGGAAGCAACCAGAAAUUUUUUUAAUCCAAUCCCUUUUUGUAGGUGAGGAACCAAGCCCAGAAAGGUUAAGAGAGCAUCAUGUCAUGGAAAUAACAGUGGAUUAUUUGGAAUCAUUGGGCUCCAAAUUAGCUGUGUGAUCUUGGGCCAAGUCCCUUAACUUCAGGCCUCAAUUUCCUCAUCUUUAAAGCAAAAAAGUCUUCCUAGAUUUGUAGUCCCUUCUCUAAAUUCUGUGAUCUUCAGUGACCUACCCAUGGUCACAAAGCUGAUAGUAAAUGGAACCAGGAUUCAUAAACAGGUCUUCUAGAUUCCAAAUUCAGUGCUCCACUACUCCUGCUGUCUUCUCUUUUCAGGCCAUUCUUGUCUCCCUCCUUUGCCCAUUGAAGGUCUUUUUUCACUAAUGAAGUCUAUGAUGUUUUACUUGGA
This is a messenger RNA of Sarcophilus harrisii (Tasmanian devil), 3067 nucleotides long. RefSeq names its product heat shock transcription factor 1 (gene HSF1). The transcript has 14 exons. NCBI's taxonomy places the organism in Eukaryota, Metazoa, Chordata, Mammalia, Dasyuromorphia, Dasyuridae. Gene Ontology annotation, biological process: regulation of DNA-templated transcription. The record is from RefSeq and is a predicted model, not a curated record. Gene Ontology annotation, molecular function: sequence-specific DNA binding; DNA-binding transcription factor activity. The coding region runs from base 1 to 1680 and encodes 559 amino acids.